Messenger RNA from Naegleria fowleri, 585 nucleotides. RefSeq lists its product as uncharacterized. Lineage: Eukaryota; Heterolobosea; Eutetramitea; Acrasida; Naegleriidae. The coding region runs from base 1 to 585 and encodes 194 amino acids. The record is from RefSeq and is a predicted model, not a curated record. The transcript has a single exon.
AUGAGCGCCACAAACUCACACAAGACAACCAAUUAUGAUUGUCAAUCCUUCUCUUCCUCAACAACAACAUUACCUCCAAAAAAAAAGAAUCGAAUUGCAGUGAUUUUGAGUGAAGCGAUUCGAUCCUUUCUAGCAAGUUAUAGUCGAAUCAGACAGUUUUUAAAGAAUGUGAAAUAUGAAUCUAUUGAAUUGUUUAAUAUGACUCGUUUAACUGAGAGUGUUAAAGAUUUGUAUCCAGAUUUUCCAUUUCCUCGUGAAAAAUGUUCUCAAUUUUUAACCUAUGAAGGAUGCCAUAAUUGGGUUUCUUCUUUAUCUUUAUUUAGAGAUGGUUUUGUUCAAAUGAAAAGUUUCAAUGACAAGAUGAUGAAAGAAAAUAACAUGACUACGAAUUAUUAUGACAUGGUCUUUCGGUUAAGAACUGACAUUUUAUUUGAGCAAAAUGUCAAUUUACUGCAUUUCAGGGUGGAAUUCAACAAAUUCUACACUUCAGAAUUAUACAAUUGGGGAGGAUUUAAUGAUCAAAUUGGAUUUGGAUCUGUGUUUCCAAGUUAUGGAAACAUAUUCAACCUUAUUGUAUCAUAUUAA